Saimiri boliviensis boliviensis (Bolivian squirrel monkey) is the source of this 560-nucleotide messenger RNA. The record is from RefSeq and is a predicted model, not a curated record. NCBI's taxonomy places the organism in Eukaryota, Metazoa, Chordata, Mammalia, Primates, Cebidae.
AUGGCCAAGUCCAAGAACCAUACCAUACACAACCAGUCCCGAAAAUGGCGCAGAAAUGGUAUGAAGAAACCCCAAUCACAAAGAUAUGAAUCUCUUCAGGUGGUGGACCCCAAGUUCCUGAGGAACAUGAUCUUUACCAAGAAGCACGAUAAGAAAGACCUAAAGAAGAUGCAGGCUGGCAAGGCCAAGGCCAUGCAUACACGUGCCGAGGCUGCCACGGUCCUCAUAAAGCCCCAGGAGGUGAAGCCCAAGAUCCCAAAGGGUGUCAGCCACAAGUUAGAUCGACUUGCCUACGCUGCCCACCCCAAGCUUGGGACAUGUGCUCGUGCCCCUAUUGCCAAGGGGCUCAGGCUGUGCCGGCCAAAGGCCAAGGCCAAGGAUCAAACCAAGGCCCAGGCUGCAGCUCCAACUUCAGUUCCAGCUCAGGCUCCCAAAGGUGCCCAAGCCCCCACAAAGGCUUCAGAGUAGAUAUCUCUGUCUGCCAACGUGAGGACAGAAGGACUGGUGAGACCCCGUCCCCCCAGGCUGCCAUCUGCAUGGGGCUGGGGUCCCCCUGUGCU